Messenger RNA from Siniperca chuatsi (mandarin fish), 4391 nucleotides. Its product is annotated as GDNF family receptor alpha-4-like. Bases 570 to 2015 code for a protein of 481 amino acids. The transcript has 9 exons. Gene Ontology annotation, biological process: nervous system development. Gene Ontology annotation, molecular function: signaling receptor activity. The record is from RefSeq and is a predicted model, not a curated record. Lineage: Eukaryota; Metazoa; Chordata; Actinopteri; Centrarchiformes; Sinipercidae. Gene Ontology annotation, cellular component: external side of plasma membrane; signaling receptor complex.
UGAGUGAUACUUUUGUUGAUAUGCUACAAAUAUGUAACCAAUAAACUAAAUUACUUUUUAAUGAAGUCUAUAGUUUACACCUUGUGUUGUCCAUCAUGUUGAUGCCUGAACUUGGCUGCUACAGCCCAGCUGUUCUCCCACAGGAAACAUUUCAACAUCUCAUGAGGAGCCAAUCACGUCGCGCCUGUAACAGAGAUGCGCUCUGCUCUCAACUCUGGCUGGACAACUGUGGAGCUGCGACGCAACCACGCGCAAGUCCAAAUGCGACACAACUCGCACUUGGGAGACCGUAGUCUGACUGACUGAUCAGCUGCAGAGAAACUUUUUGGAUACACGUUUUUGAUAUAACUGGGAUUCGAAAAAUAAAUGGGACAACAAAAAUCGCGAGAAGUUGAAUCGCUCCACUUGUGUGCACGGUUCAGUUUUGCCAACUUUGUGUACUAGCACCAUCCGAUCUGCCUCAGUCCGUUCGGGCGCAGCAGCAGCAGAGGAGGAGGCUGGAUGUGGCAGGAGACGGGUCACUGAGCUGCAGCGAGCCGGGUGCGAGUUUCCCAGUCCCCAACUCUCCAAUGUCACCGGACAGGAUGAUGAUCAUUGGACUUCUGCUCAAUGUCUUCUUUCAUGCGUUACAUGUGGAGACAGUGUCUGACAUUGGUGAAGAGCCUGUUCCAAGUGGAAGGGACCCUGCUGCAAAAGGUAGUGCGCCAGUAUCUGCAUCCUUAGACUGUCUGGUGGCGGAGCAGGGCUGCAUCCAGGAGCAGUCCUGCAUGAUGCUCUAUCGACUGCUGGAGUACUGUGCAGCUGAGGAGGCCGUGUCGCCUCUCGGCCCAGACGCCCGCAUGGAGUGCCUGGAGGCCCAGAACUCCUUGCAGCAUUACCGCCCCCUUCAAGUUUGCAAGUGUCAGCGUGGCUCUCGCAGGGAGGAACACUGCCUCAGGGUCUACUGGACUGUGAGAUUUGCAGCAUAUGAUGAGUAUGAAGUGUCUCCAUAUGAAGAACUGCAGUUAAAUCUGGUGAGAAACAUUGAGAUGUCACGUAUGGCCUCCAUCAUGGCAGCUUCCUCUCUUUCUGUGGAUGGCCAAAACCAGUGUCUGAAGGCAGCCCAGGACUGUGGCCUGUAUGAGAAAUGUGGCUCCCUGCGCUCAGAAUAUGUUGUGGCCUGCACCAAGCGAGCAACAGUCUCUGACAACAGCUGUAACCGCCAGAAAUGCCACAAAGCCCUGCGGCGCUUCCUGGAGCGCGUGCCAGAGGAGUACAGCUUCGCUCUGCUCUUCUGUCCCUGCUCUGACACUCUGUGUGGGGAGCGCCGGAGGAAAACCAUCGUCCCAUCAUGUUCCUAUGAGGAGAAUGGGAGAGGGGAGGAAAGACUGGGCAAGCCCAACUGCCUCAGCCUGCAGAACUACUGCUCCAGAGACGAGCUGUGUAGAUCCCGGUUUGCUGAUUUCCAACACAACUGCCAGCCCUCCCCUCUGUCUGCCUCUGGCUGUAUGCGAGAGAGCAGAGCCAUGUGCCUGAAGGCUUACGCUGGACUCAUAGGCACCAUCAUGACUCCCAACUAUGUGAGCAACAGCAGCACAGAAGUGUCCCAGUGGUGCACAUGUGACGGCAGUGGGAACGAAUGGCAGGGCUGUCAGCGCAUCCUGCAUUUGUUCAGCAACAACAUAUGUCUGCGCAAUGCCAUCAGCUCCAUGGGAAUCUCCGCACCUACUCCUGUGGAAAACACUCCUGUGCCAGCUUCUCAGCCCCCCCCGCGCAUCUACCAGGAGAGGGUCCACGUCAGCGUUAACACUCUCCCUGAAUUCAACAGUAUGGAGGACAGUGAGGAAGAGGAGCAGGAGGAGGAGGAGGAGGAAGAAAGCGAGGAAUUCAACGUCAUGCCACCAUAUUCUGAGAAGGACUCUAACACUGAAUCGGGGGCUAGAGGGAGUAAACGGGGAGCAGCUAGCCGAGCAGUACCCGUGUUACUAUUACUGCUGCCUACACUCAUCCUGGACUGGGAGUGUUGGAGCUACUGAAGCCUCCAUCUCAUUCUCCGCUCAUGUUUUACACUCACUACCACUUUCAAAUCCAUCACAGCACCCAGAAUGAACCACGGAGGACAUUUGCGAGGAAGAAAUGCUCCAUUUCUUUUUCUUUCUUUUUUUUUUUCAUUUUUAAAACACCCUCACUUUAUUUUAUGAUUCAGUUUCUCCAAUCACUGCCUCCUCAAGAGCCAAAAGAUAUCAGUAGUCCUGCAGUAUGUCUUUGCUUGAGUCCUCUCCUAUAGAAACGAAGCGAACAACAUGAGGAGAUAUAUGAGUGCACGGCUGAAUUUAGAAAUGCUGUCUGGGCAAAUACUCUAUCUAGAGUCUGCUUCACACUCAAAGUACAUCCCCUCUUUUAACAAGAAGCACAUCGCCCAAGGCCACAUCCACUAUACACACUCCCAAAAACCAUAACUGGUCUACUCCACUGCAACCAGGCCUGAGCACGGCUUUUGAUUUCUAUUUCAUGACUCAUGUCACAUCCGUUUCUCUGUUGCCCCUUUGGCUCUUCCUCUCUCUCCUUCAUACUAUGGUUGAGUAAGAUAAUCCACUUUACAACAAGCUAAUACGAAACUGCACCACACUUAAACUGCUUUGUACCUUUGGAAAAAAAAACACUUUUUAAAAUUGCUUCAUUUAAAAAGUCAUAAGACACGAACCAAUGUGUUGUCACAUUAUGUAUAAUCUUAUGUCUUUUCAACCUUUGUUUCCUCUCACUUUGUGCACCAUAAAGCAGAGUGCAACACUCAAUCUGCUCUGCUUCUUUUGUUAACACGCCACUUAGUAUUAUUCCUACCAGGGUGAGUGGCUGAGAAUUCAACCACCAAAAGUAAUGAGAUCAAAUUCUAUUGCAGAAAUGAUGAGCAGAGAAAAGAAACAUGAGCAAUUACAGCACAAUUCAAAUUGCUCAGCACGUAGGGGAAGUUUGGAGUAAGGCUCAGGGGAGGAAAUAGCCAAUUUACUGCUGUCAUACCCUCUCACUUUUUUUAAAAUCCUUAGGAGGUGUGCUUUUAAUACUCCUUCCCCAUUAUGUGCUUUAGAUGUUGUGAGAGCAAGAUGCGGAGAUAGGGAUGGACACAGGAGGCUGUAAAGCCUUCUGGCUGCUCUAAUCAUUGAGCAGCACAUUGAGCCAUUCUCUCUGCCUAAAAUAGCUUUUGCUGAUGAUAAUGAUUUUUUUCUCUUAUGGCUCAUUUUCUUGUGAAAUUACGCAGCUGCAGGGAUGUAGGUAAAGAGAAGUAAAGGGGAGUUUUUGUAUAACUGCAGUGAUACAAUGAUGGGUGACUUCAAACAGCAGUCCACUGACCUCACCAUCUUCAGACAGAUCAGAACUGAAAAUUUCCAAAGACUAAUCACAAAAAAAAAUCAUUCUUAGAUGUUUGAAUAUCACUUGAGGAGGCAGCAUGGCCCUACCACUUUUCACCCAUCACUACUGGACUUGUUUACAUGAUGGUUCAUUGACAUGUAGACUGAACAUUUGAUAAGGACAGACAGUAUAAAGGCAGAAACGCACAGAAGUGUAUGAGCUAUGCUUUUGCAAAUGCAGGUCCAUCACUACUUCAAACUUGGGUUAGAUUUUUAGAAGUAGGACUUAAAUGGAUGUUGUAAGGUUAGUAGAUCUGUAGUGACUGUUACCCACUUCAGGACAAAAUGACAUCAUGCAGGUUUUUGACCACUUUCUUGUUGAGAGUUUGGAGCUGAGAAGUGGGUGAGGAAAAGGCCAGUUAACAAAGCUCUGAAGUGUGACUGCAAGCUUAGUGGGUACAAGAAAAUUACAUAUUUGGACAGAAUAUUUUAAAUAAAAAGUCUGGCUGGACAACCAGCUGUUAUCCAAAUAUAUGAAGCAGAACCAGACCAUAGAAGAGACGUGUUGAUAAAUAAACAUGCUAAAGAAACAUUACCCAUCAUAGUAUCAGUGAUGCUGCUUAUUCAAAUCUGUCAGCUACAGUUAUUCAUAAAGCAUCAAAUUAACAGCAUCCAUUGCCAAAUAUCAAUAAUUGCAUCAGUGUGCUUUGGCCUUAAUGACUGAAUGUGAGUUUACAUGUAUUUUCGCAUUUCAAUAAGUUUGUUUAUAUUUGUAAACUAUGUAAAGUAAACAUUUACAUUAAACGUGGCUUGUAUUUUUUGAUGAGUUAAGGGGUUUCAUCCUUCAUCCAUAAGUUCUUUAAGAAUAUAUGUGAAUAUUUCCCAAAUUAGAUUUUUUUAGUUUGUAUCUUGACUAUGUUCAUUUCACAUGCUAACCUUAUUUUAAAGACAUAUCAAACAUGCCAAAUAAUUCUGACUGUAAUGUGUAAUAACUGUAAUUUUGUGACAUAGCCGAACAGUGUGCCGAUUUGUUAAAAGAAGAAUAAAAGUCGCAUUGGAAAUUUC